Molecule: messenger RNA, 2292 nt
Organism: Effrenium voratum
Lineage: Eukaryota; Dinophyceae; Suessiales; Symbiodiniaceae
Source: the annotation of a GenBank genome assembly
AUGGAGAGGCAGACCUUCGCGGAGCAGCUGCUGCUCGCUCCCGAGAGGUGCGAGGCAGAACUUGCCCGGGCCCGGCAGACAUACCGGCCAGGCCUGGGCAGCUUCCAGUGGGAGGAGCUGGGGGCCGCCUUCGAGGCCGGUGGCGAGCAGCUGCGGGUGCUGGGGGAGGUGCGCCCAUGCAAAGAUGCUUCCCUGGAUGCGGAGUUCAUCGUCCACCUCGCCUUUCGGGGUUCCGUGAACCAGGAGAAUCUGGCCACGAACCUGCAGGCGCAGCUGGUGCCGCUGAGUUUGGGCGCCUGCGAGGGCAUGGUGCACCGGGGCUUCCAGGAUGCCUAUUUAGCGCUGCGGCCGCGGCUGUUGGAGAGGCUCCGCUGCGUGGGGCGCUCGGCCUUGGUGCGCGCCACGGGCCACAGCCUGGGCGGCGCGCUGGCAAUGCUCGCGUGCUACGACUUGGCGACCAGCCGGGGCUUGCGCUGCGAGUGCGUCACCUGGGGCGCGCCGCGUGUGGGGGACGCCGCGUGCGGCGCGCUGUUGCAGCAGCUCCGCCUGGCGCGGUUCGUGAACAGGUUCGACGUGGUGCCCAGACUGCCGGCGAGCCAGGAAGAUGAGGCAGACCAGGGCUACUUGCAGCAGCAGUUGAGCUCCCUGCUGGGCGUCCAUCAGCAGCGCCUGGGCGCCAGCGGGUAUGUGCACCCCUGCCCUGCCCUGGAGCUCGAUGCUUCGGCGGCGGCGGCGGUUCUGCACUGGGCCAAUGCCGGGCGCAGCGUUCUGCAGUCGCUUGCCAAAAUCCGUGCCACCAACAGUCACGUCGACCGCGCCUCAGUGGCUGCGGGAGAGGUGCUGAAGAAUGCAGACGCGCUGUUCCCUCACAGGAUGGACGCCUACGAGCGGAACCUGCGGCUCCGGCUCCGGGGCCCCUCAGCGCUGCUGCGGGUCGUCAAGGACUUUUUUACCAGUUGCGCGGCGAUUCCGUCGAUUGCCCUGCACAUGCUGUUUCCGCCGCUGUUGAUGCCAGUGUCAUGGUUCAUGGCAGGAGCCAGCGUGAAGGAGCGCCGGCCGGCCGACCUGGGCAAAAAAGGAGUGUUCUUGGACCGAGCUGCCACGCAGCCACAAAGGCGCGGAGUGAACCUGGGCGGAUGGCUGCUGCUGGAAGCGGGACCCUCUGCGCCCCUGAACCCGGGGCGCUGCGAGUGGGACUUCAUGGAGUUGCUCAGGAAGCAGCAGGCCUUAGAUGUGCUUCACCGGCACCGAGAGACCUUCCUCUGCAGAGAGGACUUUGCGGCCAUCCGCAAGAUGGGCCUCAACGCCGUGCGGAUCCCCUUUGGCUACUGGAUCGUGACGGGGCCCACUCACGGCGAUCCCUACGAGGGGCCGGCGCUGGAGCUGCUGGACCGCGCGGUGCAGUGGGCCAAGGACUUCGGCCUCGAGGUCCUCCUGGACCUGCACGGCUGCCCCGGGGGUGAGAGCGGCAGCGCGCCCUGCGGCCGCAAAAACCGGGGCUGGACUUGGAAGUCCUGGCGGAUACCGGAGACGCUCCACGCGUUAGAGGUGGUGGCGAGGCGCUACUGCGACCAGCCGCACGUGACAGGCCUGGCGGUAUGCAACGAGCCUUCCCGGCUGAUCCCCGGCGAGGUGCUCGCGAACUACUACGACAAGGCGGUGAGCCUGAUCCGUGCCUGCGGCAUGAGCGCCGAGCGGGUCACAGUGGUCCUCCCCGUCUUCCAGCGGAGCGUUCCGGAGUUCGCGGAGACGUGGCAGCGCAUCUCGGGCGGGCGCCACGAGAACUUCUGCUUCGACGUCCACUACUACCACUGCUUUGAGGACGAGUGGAACCGAAAGACCUUGGCAGAGCACCUCCGGGCGGUGGAAGAGAAUCGAGAGGAGCUGCAGAGGUUCCCCGCGGUGGUCGGGGAGUGGAGCCUGGCUCUCGGCGGCCGCGCCCAGACGGAGCUGCCCUCGCAGCAGGCCAUGGGCCUCUUCGCGCGGCAACAGUUGGCUGCCUACGCAUCGGCCUCGCACGGCUUCUUCUUUUGGAAUUGGCGCGACAGCGCCGGCGUCGCGUGGGACUUCCGCAACUGCUUUCAGCAGGGCUUGUUGGCCGGUCCGGGCGCUGAGCGGCUUUCCUCGACCACCAUAGACUUACCAGAGAUCAGCAGAAGCUUGCGCUUUUGUGGCUUCGGAUUGAUUCCUUGGCAAUUCACAGCCAAGCUCUCCGGAAACUGCGCCCUGAGACCCGGCUUUAGCUUUCCUUUUUACAUAGGAUGUCAGCUCGCGCCCGCGCCGCGGCUCUGA